GUAGAGGAGUUUAUGUCGGUCUCGCUGAAAAUACAUCGCGCGGUUUUGCGAAAGUGAGUCGCGAAAAGCUUUCGUUUUCAUUUUGGGAGGAAAACGUGCGAAUUUUGGAGUGCCGAGGUUUGCUGCUCCAAUCGUGGAAAACCCCUCAAAAUUUGAAUUAACGUACCCAAAAAAGUUUUAUUAAAAAAUAAGUUAAUAUUGGAUUUUAUCAGCUGUAUAUAACUUUGCGCAGUAGCUCCCCACUACUACAUCGAGGGGUGGGGGUUCAACAGCUGAGCAUCGGAUACAAACCUAAAACACAAGUUUGCUGGUGUCAGUCGCGUUGUUAUCGUUCUUACGUUGGCAAUCGAUAUGCUAAGAAAAUUGAGGUGCUAAAGGCGCUUGCGAACUUAGUAGCAAUUUUAGACUUGAAACUUUUUAAGGUGACUUUAGAACAAUUUUGUGAAAAAGUGAGUGUUGUUCUCUCAUACUGUGGAUACGAUGGUGCCACAACAGAAUUUGGAUGAUAGAUCGGAUAGUCCAACUAGCAGCGGACUUCCAGUUUUUGGUUCUCUACUGAUUGACAAAAAUUCGGCAACACCCUACUCUGAUGCAACUCAGACUAAGAAGAAUAAUCCCAAUCACAUAAAGAGGCCAAUGAACGCGUUUAUGGUAUGGUCCCAGAUUGAACGUAGAAAAAUUUGCGAAUUACAACCCGAUAUGCACAAUGCGGAAAUUUCGAAGAGAUUAGGACGCCGUUGGAAGCAGCUGAACGACGAAGAUCGCCAGCCUUUCAUCGAAGAGGCGGAGAGACUACGCCAGCUGCACCAGAAAGAGUACCCAGAUUACAAGUACCGACCUAGGAAGAAAACCGCGAAACCCGCACCCAAGGGGGCGUCCUCGUCGAAAAAAUCCAAAAAGAAUUCCUCAAAAUUACACAGGAAUGACAGCAAUAACAAUAAUUCUUUGACUGAAAAGAAGUAUAUUCCAUUGAGGCGCGGUAGCACGUCAGACAUAGCAUCGAAAUUAAAAGACAGACUAGGUUUGGGUAGGCAACCAAUAGUCAAACCCGCCACAAUAACGACAACCCUUCCUCCCGUUAGCUUCCUCGCCACCCACGCUAAAGUUCCAUCCAGUCCGACCUGCGACACUCCCGACUCCCCUGAAAGUGCGACGUUGUACGACGACUCCCUACUUGGAAUGGACACGGACGUCAGUCGAGUAUGUUCGUUACAAGGUUACAAUAUAAAAGAAGAGCCCGACGAGAAGAUGCACGUUCAAGAUGCAACUUUAGCAGACUUAGAUACAAUUACCGAUCUCUUGCAAGUGGAGGGUGAGUUUAAUUUAGAUGUACUCGAUGACAUCGACACUUUUGAAACGGCGUCAAACAGUUCCGGUUCACAUUUGGACUUCUCGUGUCCGCCCGACGUUACGAUGAUGUUAACGAGCGUUUGGCCCGACCAAACUUUGUUUACGAAUUGUUGAAGGGAGAUUUAAAAGACUGUCGUCGAUUUUGAUUCGCGUGUGUUAUCACGUAUACCGCACUAAGUGCAGUCCAGUGCAGUCAUGGCGCGCGCGUUUGUUGAUUUGUUUACUGUUCAACUGUUGAACAUGGUUCGCCUACGUCAUGGCUGUACCCAACGUCAUUAAUUAACCCCUUAUGAUGAUCUCAUUUUGCGUUUUUUUUUUGUAUUUAUCAUGGUAGCGCAGUCUCAUUUGUCAGUCACCAUACGUAUUAUUGUAUAAUUCCCGGAUUCAACCAGUUGUUAGUGCCUAGUUCAGUAUGUCGGACCUUAGUCGCGCGGUCCUUACUUUUGACACAUCUACACCCCUCCCACAAACUAGGAAGGGACACAAAAUCAGGCUGUGAUUCAUCUUUUUUGAUGACCAAUUUAAGUUGUGAAGCCCGUAGUCUGACGGUUUUCUGCUUACAAAUAAGUUUGGGCACACGAAAAGGGCACCGCUCGAGUCAGCCGACCGGUGCAUUACGAUUGUCUCAGAUUUACUGCCAAACGCGGACGCUUCGUCUCACAUUCAUAACCUUAAAAUUCAUCGUAUGAUAAGUUUUUAUUAAAUAUGUUACUCAUAUAUAUUUCGUUCGUCCAGAGAAAAAUCCAAAAAAAAGUACUUAAAUUAUGCAUCGUAUCUAAGUCUCUUCAGCUGUAAAGUUUAAGCACUGUGGGUCGUUAGAGUAGGGAAUCGAUAUUAAGAGAUUAAGAUAUCCAGUAGGGUUAGGAUUGUUUGUGCUGCUACAAAUUUGUGGGCAUUCGGUUAUUUUGUUAUCCACGUGUUUAUGUUACAUGUAAAUACUUGUUUUUAGUUUUUAUAUAUCGUUAUAUUUUGUUCCCGGAAACUGUCGAAUUUUUCAAUAACAUCAAAAAGGAAAGAGGAAAAUUUAGUAAUUAACAAUAUACGCUUAAUUGAGUUGAACGUUUUUGAAAGUCAAUGCACAAACUUAUUAAAUAAUAAAAUAGCGUAUAAAACGUUUUUUGAAAUUUAUAACUAUAGAGUAGCGAGCAACAUCGAUAUUCUUAUAUUACGAUAUUGAGGCGCGACCAGCGUCCCUAAGUGUGCUUUCAAUGUACUAGAGUAUAACUUUAUGAUAAUAUUAAAGUUUUUAGAAUUACAUCGGACUGUCCGUAUAUUUAAGAGUUUUCGAAUUUUAAAAUUUUAUGAGGCCUGG
This is a messenger RNA of Photinus pyralis (common eastern firefly), 2662 nucleotides long. RefSeq names its product sex-determining region Y protein-like. The record is from RefSeq and is a predicted model, not a curated record. NCBI's taxonomy places the organism in Eukaryota, Metazoa, Arthropoda, Insecta, Coleoptera, Lampyridae. Gene Ontology annotation, molecular function: RNA polymerase II cis-regulatory region sequence-specific DNA binding; DNA-binding transcription factor activity, RNA polymerase II-specific. The transcript is spliced from 2 exons. Gene Ontology annotation, biological process: cell differentiation; anatomical structure morphogenesis; regulation of DNA-templated transcription. Bases 481 to 1464 code for a protein of 327 amino acids.